UUUCGGGUCGCGGCGGCGGGGCCGGAGGCGGUCAGGUGGACACAGCCUGGCCGCAGGCCUGCGCGCCGCCGCUCUCUUCUGGGGCCCGCUCAGGCUCUGCCGCCGCGCGCCAUCCCGGUGGCGAUGUCCCGAGGGCGGCAGCGGGGGCUGUUGGCCUGCCGGGUGCUGAGUGCCGCGGGAGGUGCCGGGCCGGUCCCCUUGGCCGGAUGGAGCCCUGUGUCGCGGAGCCCCGCGCUGAAGCCUCCCGCCCAGACAGGUGGCAUCCAGGAGAAAGAUGUCUUGCACCUUCUCCAGAUAAUGAAACACUUUGUGAAGCAAGCAUAAAAUCAAUCACAGUGGAUGAAAAUGGGAGAUCAUUUGCUGUUGUGUUAUACUCAGAUCUUCAAGAAAGGAAAAUACCUCUUAAAAGACUUCAAGAAGUAAAAUCUGUUAAAGAUUGCCCCAGGAAUUUUAUAUUUGAUGAUGAAGAUUUGGAAAAGCCGUAUUUCCCAGGUCGAAAAUUUCCAUCAUCAUCUGCUAUUGCUUUUAAAUUAUCUGAAGAAGGAGACUCCAUCCCUUACACUAUUAAUAGGUACUUGAGAGACUACCAAAGAGAAGGAACGCAGUUUCUCUAUGGACACUACAGACAAGGAAGAGGGUGUAUUCUCGGUGACGACAUGGGACUUGGAAAAACAGUACAGGUUAUUUCAUUUCUGGCUGCAGUUUUACGUAAAAAGGGAACUCGUGAGGAUAUUGAAAAUAACAUGCCAGAGUUUUUACUAAGAAGUAUGAAAAAGGAACCCCCUUCUUCUAUGACAAAAAAGAUGUUCUUAAUAGUCGCCCCUCUGUCUGUCCUCUAUAACUGGAAAGAUGAAUUGGACACCUGGGGAUAUUUCAGAGUCACUGUUUUACACGGUAACAGAAAGGACAGUGAACUGAUGCGUAUAAAGCAGAGGAAGUGUGAAGUUGCACUGACCACUUACGAGACACUACGCUUAUGUCUGGAUGAACUGAACAGUUUGGAGUGGUCUGCCAUCAUUGUGGAUGAGGCUCACAGAAUCAAGAACCCCAAGGCCAGAGUGACAGAAGUCAUGAAAGCAUUGAAGUGUAACGUCCGCAUUGGCCUCACCGGAACCAUUCUUCAGAACAACAUGAAGGAACUGUGGUGUGUGAUGGACUGGGCUGUGCCAGGACUUUUAGGUAGUAGGAUCCACUUCAAGAAGCAGUUCUCUGACCCAGUGGAACACGGUCAGAGACACACGGCGACAAAACGGGAGCUGGCCACUGGCCGGAAGGCCAUGCGGAGGCUCGCAGGAAGGCUGUCAGGCAGCUUCCUCCGGCGGACCAAGACUCUCAUCAAGGACCAGCUGCCUAGGAAGGAAGACCGGAUGGUGUAUUGUUCUCUGACAGAGUUCCAGAAAGCUGUCUAUCAAACAGUGUUAGAAACCGAAGAUGUGACUUUGAUACUUCAGUCUUCUAAGCCUUGCACCUGCAACAGUGGCCGAAAAAGGAGAAGUUGUUGUUAUAAGACCAAUUCCCGCGGUGAGGCAGUGAAGACCUUGUGCCUCAGCUACCUCAUGGUCCUUCAGAAGGUGGCCAAUCACGUGGCCCUGCUGCAGGCUGCUAGCACCUCCAAACAGGAGACACUUAUCAAAAGGAUAUGUGAUCAAGUAUUUUCAAAAUUCCCAGAUUUUGUGCAGAAAAGCAAAGAUGCAGCCUUUGAAACACUUUCUGACCCUAAAUACAGCGGGAAGAUGAAGGUCCUUCAGCAGCUUCUAACUCACUGCAGGAGAAACAGGGAUAAAGUUCUCCUCUUCUCCUUCUCCACCAAGUUGCUUGAUGUGCUGCAGCAGUACUGCAUGGCGUCUGGCCUUGAUUACCGCCGGCUUGACGGAAGUACAAAGUCCGAGGAGAGGCUCAAGAUCGUCAAAGAGUUCAACAGCACACAGGAUGUUAACAUCUGCCUUGUCUCUACAAUGGCUGGUGGACUAGGCCUUAAUUUUGUUGGUGCCAAUGUUGUCAUAUUAUUUGAUCCUACUUGGAAUCCAGCCAAUGAUCUCCAAGCUAUUGACAGAGCAUAUAGGAUUGGACAAUGCAGAGAUGUUAAAGUGCUCAGGCUGAUAUCCUUGGGGACUGUGGAAGAGAUCAUGUACUUACGGCAGUUGUACAAGCAGCAACUUCACUGUGUGGUAGUUGGAAGUGAAAAUGCCAAGCGAUACUUUGAAGCAGUCCAAGGAUCAAAAGAGCAUCAAGGAGAGCUUUUCGGAAUCUGUAACCUCUUCAAGCUGAGAUCCCAGGGAUCCUGUCUCACGAGGGACAUCCUGGAGAGAGAAGGCCAAGUGGAAGCAGGGAUCAUGACAGCUACAACGUGGUUGAAGGAGGGACCUCCAGCACACAACCUAGAAACAUCUAAAGAGCCUGUCAGUCAAGAAGCCAGAGGCCCAGAGCGAGCUGCGGAGCCAGCCAAGGAGGCAUGGGAGCUCUACAGCGACUUCAGUGAGGAUGAGUCAGGGGGGACCUCGAGAGCAAAGACUGCAGUAAGCAAAGCAUCGGAUUCAAGCAAAGCUCCUGGUCCUCCAGGACAGCUUACCUUACUCCAGUGUGGCUUCUCUAAACUGCUGGAGACCAAGCGUGCAGCAGUCGAGGAUAGCGAUGGCAGUAGCGCCUCUGAUGAUGAAAGCUCUGAUGAGCACGAGCAGCCCGCGAACCUUUCAGCAGAAGCCAAAGAGGCGGGUUGUCAGAGGAGCCAGGACCCCCUCGGUGCUUCACAGCAUCCCAGGUUAGAUGACGUCGUGAACCCAAAUGAAAAGUCUACUUUUGAUAAAAAUGAGAAGACUUUAGCACAGAGUGUUUCUUCUGAGUCUGAUGAUGAGAAGAACAUUAAAAACACUGCACAUCAUUGCAUUUUACAGAAUGUCACAGAAUCGGAAGAUAGUGAUGUCAUCCUUCCCACACAGUACACAGCUCAGAAUAAGCCAGCCUUGGAUGGAUCUGAAGAUUCGGAAACAGAAAGUCCUAUAAAAAUAAGAAACAGUGGUGGUGGUAAGACUGGUGACAGCGGAAAUGGGCAGAUUUCAGAAACAUCAGAUCCUGAGGACAUGACACUGACAUCUGUUAUGAAAAGAAAAGGCCCUGGUGAUGUCAGUGACGAAUCUGAUGACAUUGAAAUUUCCCCCAAGUCAAGAGUAAGAAAGCAAAGAGCAUCAAGGCCUAGGAGAAAAAAGGAAAUCAAAAGAGAACUUUACAAUUCCACUAACUCCACAAAGAAAGCAACCCGACUGCGUACUGUGCGUGAGGAUAGUAACUCCCAGCUUAUUGAUGAUUUCUCAUCCUCUGAUGAUGAUUCACCUGUCAGUCCCUUCAGUUUCUCUAAACAGAGUCACAGAGCAAAAACUAUGAAAGAUAGAAUCAGUCUCUCUUCAAAACUGCCUGGGCAUUGUAAGAAAAAUAGCACUUUCACACCAAGGGAACUUCCAAAUGAGAAUGAUAUCGAUCAAAAGCAGAUGUGCGAAUCAAUGGAUAAAUUUCUAGAUGGUGUUCAGGAAGUGGCUUACAUUCACUCAAACCAGAAUGUGAUUGGAUCCAGCAAAGCUGAAAAUCACAUGAGUCGAUGGGCAGCACGGGAUGUGUUUGAGCUGAAGCAGUUUUCCCAGCUUCCUGCCAACAUAGCCGUUUGCAGUUCUAAGACAUGUGAAGAAAAAGUGACUGCAGAGAGAGACCAGCCACCAAGUGAAGGAGGCGUUUCGUUUCCUCUGUACGUUCCACACCCCGUGAGCCAGAAGAAGAAAAGGGUCUACCGGACAGAGCAGACCACCUUCAUAAUCGGAGAGACGCCAAGAGGAAUCCGCAGAAAACAAUUUGAAGAAAUGGCCUCUUACUUUCACCUGUCUUCUGUAAAGGAAUUUGCGAGACAGAUAACUAGUGCCACAUCAGAAGAGCGGCGGGAAAUGCUCGAAGACUUUUAUGCUUCUCAAUACCCAGAAGUGAAAGGAUUUUUUACAGCAGGUGCUGCUUCAGAAUCCAUCAAAUCCGCCAGCGUCAGGAGUAAAUCCCAAAAAGGAGAAUCUCGCAUCAGAGGAAGGUUGUCAGAUUCUGAAGCCUUGACAUUUAAAGAGUCAACCAACAGCAUUUCUCACACCUGCAGCCCAGCAACCCGUAAGGGAAAAUCAAUUCAGUUUCCCAGUCACAGUUCCUGCCAAGAAGAAGCGCUUCCUAGUGAUGCAGGAACUCUUGGCUCUACCCAAGGGGUUGAUGAUGGGAAACACAGCCACGCAUCCAAAGGUGCCGGGACAUCCAGUUCCCUGGACGGAAACUCCAAGGGGCAGGAGAGGAGGUUGGCAAAUGCCGGGAAAGACCAACAGGGCACCAGCGAGGCGGGCGUUUCAAGAAGCAGGUUGCGCUGCAAACCGGAAAGCAAGAAGACAGAAAGCCCCGGUGCAGAGGACGCCUCUGUGGCAGGCCUACUGGGCGACACCUCUAUUCUUGAGGACCUCUUUAAAACGCCCAGGAGCGGCCCCACACGACUGCCCAGGAAAGCCCUUUCAGGGCCUGUGGAGAAAGCAAAGCAGCGGCCCAAGGAUUUCUGGGACAUCUUGAAUGAGCAGAGUGCCGACAGCCUCAGUAAAUUCACCGACUUGGCCGUCAUCGAGACCCUGUGUGAAAAAGCCCCCUCCAGGAGCAGAGGGGAGCAAGAAACGUCUCUCUGGAAGUCCAAUGAGAAGUUUUUGUGGAAGACAUUCCAAUCGAGUGACACAGAUGAGAACACAACCAACAACACGCAGAGAGGAGCAGAGGCCUGAAAACGGAGCGAUGUGCCCGUGAGCUCCAGCCACCCCUGCGCGCUCUGCCUCGGACACAGCUGUCUCCACACAAGACUCCAUUACAUUCUCGCGUUAGGAUGUUUGAAAGCCUAAAAUAUUACCGUGGCUUGUCUUCUUUGAUAUCCAUAUGGAUCUUUUAGGAAGCAACCUUGUAUUUUAUCAUAAACCUCUGUUGUGAGAUGAGAAAGAUUCUAGAUGUGUUAUCGGAAGGCCUGGAACAAUUUUCUUAGCGUGUAAUUACGUGACCGGAGGUAAGCCACUUUCCCUGAGGUGCAUCUGUUUGCCAACAUGAACGAUGAAGGGUUUGAACCUGAUCAGUGCGAGUGUCUCUUCCAGUUUAAAAAAGCUUUGGUUCAGGGGCCGGCGCCGUGGCUCACUAGGCUAAUCCUCCGCCUUGCGGCACCGGCACACCGGGUUCUAGUCCCAGUCGGGGCACCGAUCCUGUCCCGGUUGCCCCUCUUCCAGGCCAGCUCUCUGCUGUGGCCAGGGAGUGCAGUGGAGGAUGGCCCAAGUGCUUGGGCCCUGCACCCCAUGGGAGACCAGGAGAAGCACCUGGCUCCUGCCAUCGGAUCAGCGCGUUGCACCGGCCGCAGCGCGCCUACCGCAGCGGCCAUUGGAGGGUGAACCAACGGCAAAGGAAGACCUUUCUCUCUGUCUCUCUCUCUCACUGUCCACUCUGCCUGUCAAAAAAAAAAAGCUUUGGUUCACUCUCCCAAGUUCCAUUCAGUCAUAGGCCAAGUCAUGCCCACCCACCCUCUAAAUCAGGUGUACAUAGAUGUGUUUCUUUCCUAUGAUUCGGAAAAUAAUUGUGUUUUCCUAGGUAUCAUGUUCUAGUAUUAUUAAAUUAUUUUAGACUAAAGCCAUAGCUAGUAAUGAAUGUAUGGUAUGAUAUUAAAAUGGCAAUUUUGUAGCAGCUCAGAAUCCAGGGGUUAAUGCUGUAUGCCUAUGAUAUUAUUUGAGACGUGAUGCUGAAGUAAUAUGAUUAUUUAUCAAUAGCCACAGACACCAGUGCCUCAACUUUUUAUACAACUUUGAUGAUUUAAUUGAGAUCAAUAAACCUUUGCACAGUGCUUUUACAUGUGAUGAACUAGGAAGAAAUAAAGAAACAUUUGGUUUUAUUUGAAAUUGUUAUAUUUGUUGAAUUUAAUCUAUAUGGUUUAUAACCAAAGUGGGACAGUCUCAUAGCUGAAUUCGUUUAGACACAUCCACUCAGUCCCUGUGUUCCGUGCUAGAUGGGAUACAGCUACAGGUGAAGGAAAGGGCGUCCUGUCUAUAAAGAACCACAUCUGUUGGGCUCCCGGCGUGGUGCCUGGCACAGGGUGGGCAGGGAUCUGAGGCCUCACUGGUGUGUUCUCCCACCUUCCCCUCCCCUCAGCCAGGCUCACAGCGCUCUGAGGAAGAAGUGUGCUUCAGGAAGUGGCUGUGUGCAGUGUCAUUGUUGCUAACCGCAGAGGGCCCCUGAGCACCCAGCUGGUACAGUCAUUGCUCAGAGGUGAACAAAAAAAUCCUUUCUCCAGAGACCCAAUGGCCAAGUAUAUUUUUCUUUGGGACAACAAUGUUUUGCCUUAGAGAACCAUGAAAUAUAUUUUGUAUCGUCACCCAUUACGUAUAGACUCGUGCGUGUUGAAAUAAAAUGUUCAUAAAGUAA
Molecule: messenger RNA, 6447 nt
Organism: Lepus europaeus (European hare)
Lineage: Eukaryota; Metazoa; Chordata; Mammalia; Lagomorpha; Leporidae
Gene: ERCC6L2
Product: ERCC excision repair 6 like 2
Exons: 19
Coding region: 207-4778 (1523 amino acids)
Molecular function (GO): ATP binding; ATP-dependent chromatin remodeler activity
Source: RefSeq, a predicted model, not a curated record